CUCAGUGGGUGAAUUGGUGAAUAAAUAAUUGGCUCUCUGAGCCAGGGCACACAAAACGUGGUCCUGGCCAUCAGACUGCUCAUAACCCCAAAGGGCGGCCAGAAGGUCUGACCACUUUGAAAAGGGCCCAUCUGAACAACAACAAGGAGGACCAGCAGGACAUGGACCCCUGGAGAAUUGCCCGCAGCCCCUCAGACACCUCCAAGUUCAAGUACCAGGCCCCAGUCUCCCCACAGCCAUCCCUGCACCUGGAGGAGGUCCGGCCUCCAACCCCCUCAGCCAUCAGCCAAGACCGCCCCAGUGUGGACCCACAGCCUAAGUCUGUGCUGGAGGGGGGCCCCAGACCCUCCUCAUGGGAGAGCAGGGCUACCUUCCAAGAGAAGCCUCAGCUGUACCAGGGGCUGGAGGAAGGCCCCAACUUGGGCUCACAGGGCCAGAGGAGCAGCGUCAUUCCUGACAACAUUCGCCACAAGUUUGGGAGCAACAUGGUGGACCAGCUGGUCUCCGAGGAUCAGGCUCGAAAGGCCAUUGGUGACGUUUUGGAAGGCCAGAAGAGGGCAAGCUCACGGUCCAGCAGGACCCAGAGGCCCUGGGAAAGCCCGUCCAUCUAUUCAGACUACUAUGAUCUGGGCUACAACGUGCGGGCAAACUUAUUUCAAGGGGCCCCCGAGGAGAUGAAGAGCCUCAUGAAGGCCUCCUAUACGCCAGAGGUGAUCGAGAAAUCAGUGAGGGACAUGGAGCACUGGCAUGGCAGGAAGACGGAUGAUCUGGGACGGUGGCACCAGAAAAACGCUAUGAACAUAAACUUGCAGAAAGCCCUGGAUGAGAAACACGGAGAAAAGAGCAAAAGCAAGAGCUUCAAGUACUAGGUGCAGCCUAGAGGAGGCGCCCUCCGCUCAGAGAAAGUGCUGACAAUAAAGGCACGAAUCUGAACAUUC
Molecule: messenger RNA, 938 nt
Organism: Manis pentadactyla (Chinese pangolin)
Lineage: Eukaryota; Metazoa; Chordata; Mammalia; Pholidota; Manidae
Gene: CIMIP4
Product: ciliary microtubule inner protein 4
Exons: 5
Coding region: 162-869 (235 amino acids)
Source: RefSeq, a predicted model, not a curated record